Molecule: messenger RNA, 1155 nt
Organism: Clonostachys rhizophaga
Lineage: Eukaryota; Fungi; Ascomycota; Sordariomycetes; Hypocreales; Bionectriaceae
Source: the annotation of a GenBank genome assembly
AUGGAACUCACAAGACUUCUUGCUUGCCUGGCUGUUUCCUUGCCAGUUGCCUAUGGUGCCCCUACUGAGACAGCGGAAAGCCUCCAUCCCCGGAUCCUCGAUGCCAUGAAGCGCGACCUGGGCCUCGAUGCUGAGCAGGCCGUUUCUCGUGUCAAGCGAGACAUCGACGCCUCUGAGCUCAUUGGUCAGCUCCAGGCCUCCGCUGGUGCUUCUUUCGCUGGCGCCUGGAUCGGCGAGCACGAUGAGAAGAUCAAUGUUGCCAUCACUGAUGAAACUUCGGCUGAAAAGGUGACCGCUGCCGGAGGCAACCCCGUCAUCGUGUCCAAUACCCUAUCCAAGCUCGAGCAGGCCCAAGAAGCUCUUGAUAACACCGACAUCGAGCAGGCUUCUAUAAUGAGCACUGACGAGACGAAGUCUGGUAUCGCCAGCUACUAUGUCGAUGUGGCCAGCAACAAGCUAGUCAUCGAGGCUCUCGCUGAUAGCCUCGACCAUGCCAAGGAGCUCGCUAAGAAGGUCGGCCUCUCCGAGUCUGAGUUUGAAAUUCGCACAGUUGAAGAGAUGUUCACCACUAGUGCGACUAACGUCUACGGCGGUGACGCCUACAUCAUCGGAGGAAACACCAGAUGCUCCAUCGGUUUCAACGUCGGUUAUGGCUUCGUCUCCGCUGGACACUGUGGCAAGACAGGUAACAAGGUGACCUACAACAACCAGGCUAUGGGUAGUUUCGCUGGUUCUACCUUCCCUGGAUCGGGCGACAUGGCUUACAUCAAAGUUGACACCAAGACAUUCAACCUCAUGGCUCGCAUCAAUCCAUGGGGAGGAAGCGACAAAAACCGCCUCCCUGUCAGGGGUAGUAAGGAAUCCGCCGUCGGAGCCAGCAUCUGCCGCUCCGGCUCCACCACCCAAGUCCGCUGUGGUAAGGUCACAGCCCUGAAGGUGACUGUCAACUACUCUCAAGGACGCGUCACUGGAAUGACCCGAACCAGCGCCUGCGCUGCAGGCGGUGACUCUGGUGGUUCUUUUUACACCGGUGAUCAGGCCCAGGGUAUCACCUCUGGAGCAUCGGGUAACUGCGAGGCCGGUGGCACAACCGUCUUCCAGCCAAUCAAUCCGGUUCUGUCUGCUUACAACGUUGGUCUGCGCAAGGCGGCUUAG